UAUUAGAGGGGGAGGGAAUGGACGGUGGAUGUGGCAAUGUUGCUUUCACUUUCUGUAUUAAAGGGUGAGGCAGAAACACCAGAGAAAGAGACAGAAAGACCAAGGAUUAACAGAAGGAAAAAAAUGAAGAUAUAAGUGCGCAAGAGGCAUUUGUACACAGACAGCAAUUAUAUGUGACAGCCACAUUUACAUUUACAGCAGCGAAAGAAACCAAAGAGCUGUGGGGAAAAAGCACAAAGCACUGCAGAUAUUGGCAAGUAAAAAUAUCUCCUGGUUAUACAAACAUGGCACUUCUCACCAUCUGUGGACCUACUCAGAGCCAGGACUGGCGCAUGCCCCUCUGUGGAGGUACCAUCUCUCCAACAGUGCCCUUCCAGGUGUACAAUACUGAGCUGGCAGUGCCUCCUGGAUAUCAGCCUGCAAAGUUUCUGGAACAUCUGGAGGAAGGUGUGGAUGAUGUGAAGAUCGAGCCUUGGCAUGGGACUACCACACUUGCAUUUAAGUUUCAGCAUGGAGUCAUAGUAGCAGUGGAUUCACGAGCAUCAGCUGGAUCUUAUAUCUCUAAUGUAAAGUUUAACAAAGUGAUAGAAAUUAACCCUUACCUGCUGGGUACCAUGUCUGGAAGUGCUGCAGACUGCCAGUACUGGGAGCGAGUGCUGGCUAAAGAGUGCAGGUUAUACCAGCUGAGAAAUAACUCACGGAUAUCUGUAUCUGCUGCUUCAAAGCUAAUGUGCAAUAUGAUGUUACAGUACAGAGGGACAGGACUGUCUGUGGGCAGUAUGAUCUGUGGUUGGGAUAAGAAGGGCCCUGGUCUAUAUUAUGUGAAUGACAAUGGUACAAGGUUAUGUGGUGAUAUCUUCUCUACGGGAUCAGGAAAUUCUUAUGCUUAUGGUGUGAUGGACAGUGGGUAUCGUUAUGAUUUGACCCCAGAAGAGGCCUAUGAUCUGGGCCGCAGAGCCAUUAGCUAUGCCACACACCGUGAUGCCUACUCAGGAGGAUUUGUUAACUUAUACCACAUGAAAGAGGAUGGCUGGGUAAAGAUCGGGCAGUUUGAUGUGAACGACUUACUGCACAAAUAUACUGAAGAGAAGAACAUGGGAUUUAGAGGAAGCAGCAGAAGUUUGAUUUAAUUCCCCACAAACUGCAUCAUUUAAUCUGUGUGGUAUUGUCCUAACCCCACAUUAAAGCUAAUAAAGAAAAAAUGCAGCAUAUUUUGUAAACCAAAUACUGAUUCCACACAUGUUGAAACCAAAUCUGGCAUUUGGAAAUCAUCAGGAAUAAAUAUGAUUUGUUCAGACUU
This is a messenger RNA of Xenopus tropicalis (tropical clawed frog), 1300 nucleotides long. The record is from RefSeq and is a predicted model, not a curated record. Lineage: Eukaryota; Metazoa; Chordata; Amphibia; Anura; Pipidae.